Molecule: messenger RNA, 2144 nt
Organism: Nomascus leucogenys (northern white-cheeked gibbon)
Lineage: Eukaryota; Metazoa; Chordata; Mammalia; Primates; Hylobatidae
Gene: GLT8D1
Product: glycosyltransferase 8 domain containing 1
Cellular component (GO): Golgi apparatus
Molecular function (GO): glycosyltransferase activity
Source: RefSeq, a predicted model, not a curated record
GACGGGCCGGUACAGCCCGUGUCCCCGCCCCGCGCCAUCGCUAGGCGACGUGCGCUUUUGCCGCGGCGUGCCGCUCGCGAGGGCAGCUGAGGUGGUGGUGGCGGCCGCCGUGUCGAGGCAUCGCGCGCCCGUGAAGGGUUCGCCGUCAGUGCUGCUGGGUGCCUGGAGCCGCGGACCCCGUCUCGAAAACUGUCCUUGACAGUGCCUGCGCGGCCCAGUGGCCGCCGGGGCGCGUCGCGUCUCCAUGGCGACGGCCUUUUCCCUGCGAGGACCUCGGCGGCAGGGCUGCCCCGCGGCGCCUGCUUGGCGCGACGCUCUAGCGGUUACCGCCGCGGGCUGGCUGGGCGUUGUGGGGCUGCGCGGCUGCCACGGAGCUAGAGGGCAAGUGGGCUUGGCCCAGCGUGCAGGGUACGCGGGCGGCCAGACAACAGGCUGGGCUCCGGGGCCUGCGGCGCAGGCGCUGAGCUGGCAGGGCGGGCCGGGACGCGGGCUGCAUCCUCAUCUCCUCCAUCGCCUGCAGUAAGGGCGGCCGCGGCGAGCCUUUGAGGAGAACGACUUGUCGGAGUCCUAACCAGGGGUAUCUCUGAGCCUGGCGGGAUCCCUGGAGCGUCACAUCACUUUCCGAUCACUUCAAAGUGGUUAAAAACUAAUAUUUAUAUGACAGAAGAAAAAGAUGUCAUUCCGUAAAGUAAACAUCAUCAUCUUGGUCCUGGCUGUUGCUCUCUUCUUACUGGUUUUGCACCAUAACUUCCUCCGCUUGAGCAGUUUGUUAAGGAAUGAGGUUACAGAUUCAGGAAUUGUGGGGCCUCAACCUAUAGACUUUGUCCCAAAUGCUCUCCGACAUGCAGUAGAUGGGAGACAAGAGGAGAUUCCUGUGGUCAUUGCUGCAUCUGAAGACAGGCUUGGGGGGGCCAUUGCAGCCAUAAACAGCAUUCAGCAGAACACUCGCUCCAAUGUGAUUUUCUACAUUGUUACUCUCAACAAUACAGCAGACCAUCUCCGGUCCUGGCUCAACAGUGAUUCCCUGAAAAGCAUCAGAUACAAAAUUGUCAAUUUUGACCCUAAACUUUUGGAAGGGAAAGUAAAGGAGGAUCCUGACCAGGGGGAAUCCAUGAAACCUUUAACCUUUGCAAGGUUCUACUUGCCAAUUCUGGUUCCCAGCGCAAAGAAGGCCAUAUACAUGGAUGAUGAUGUAAUUGUGCAAGGUGAUAUUCUUGCCCUUUACAAUACACCACUGAAGCCAGGACAUGCAGCUGCAUUUUCAGAAGAUUGUGAUUCAGCCUCUACUAAAGUUGUCAUCCGUGGAGCAGGAAACCAGUACAAUUACAUUGGCUAUCUUGACUAUAAAAAGGAAAGAAUUCGUAAGCUUUCCAUGAAAGCCAGCACUUGCUCAUUUAAUCCUGGAGUUUUUGUUGCAAACCUGACAGAAUGGAAACGACAGAAUAUAACUAACCAACUGGAAAAAUGGAUGAAACUCAAUGUAGAAGAGGGAUUGUAUAGCAGAACCCUGGCUGGUAGCAUCACAACACCUCCUCUGCUUAUCGUAUUUUAUCAACAGCACUCUACCAUCGAUCCUAUGUGGAAUGUACGCCACCUUGGUUCCAGUGCUGGAAAACGAUAUUCACCUCAGUUUGUAAAGGCUGCCAAGUUACUCCAUUGGAAUGGACAUUUUAAGCCAUGGGGAAGGACUGCUUCAUAUACUGAUGUUUGGGAAAAAUGGUAUAUUCCAGACCCAACAGGAAAAUUCAACCUAAUCCGAAGAUAUACCGAGAUCUCAAACAUAAAGUGAAACAGAAUUUGAACUAUAAGCAUUUCUCAGGAAGUCCUGGAAGAUAGCAUGUGUGGGAAGUAACAGUUGCUAGGCUUCGAUGCCUAUCAGUAGCAAGCCAUGGAAAAAGAUGUGUCAGCUGGGUAAAGAUGACAAACUGCUCUGUCUGGCAGUCAGCUUCCCAGACAGACUAUAGACUGUAAAUAUGUCUCCAUCUGCCUUACCAAGUGUUUUCUUACUACAAUGCUGAAUGACUGGAAAGAACAACUGAUAUGGCUAGUUCAGCUAGCUGGUACAGAUAAUUCAAAACUGCUGUUGGUUUUAAUUUUGUAACCUGUGGCCUGAUCUGUAAAUAAAACUUACAUUUUUCAAUAGG